Patiria miniata (bat star) is the source of this 1414-nucleotide messenger RNA. Its product is annotated as GRB10-interacting GYF protein 2-like. The record is from RefSeq and is a predicted model, not a curated record. The coding region runs from base 825 to 1262 and encodes 145 amino acids. The transcript has 3 exons. NCBI's taxonomy places the organism in Eukaryota, Metazoa, Echinodermata, Asteroidea, Valvatida, Asterinidae.
GCUCUAUUUCCAAAAAUGCCCUCCAUUUCCAAUAGAGGGCGCUUUUCAAAACCCAGCAUUUUCUGCAAUAUAUAUGUAAAUGUAUUGCAUGAUAGACAUGACAAUAAUCAUUGAUUUGAGGCAAGUGUCACUCUCUAUAAUAAAAAUAAAUAAUCUUAUACGCGAUAAUGUAAUCUUUUCCUUGACCUGAUAAUAUACUUGGCUCCUAAUACAUGUGAUAUUAUCAUGUCAAGGAACCAAACGGUUGACUCGCAUAACAAUAGCCAGUACUGCAUCAAUUAAAACGGCUUGUUGAACACUUGAUCUCGUGACUUGUUUACCUGAUAAAUUAAUAACUCAAUUUUAUUUUCAUUUUUUUUCUUUCAACGCAGAAUACACAGGAUGACAUUCCGCCAUUUCGAGGGCCUCAAGAGCCAUCUGCAUCAUCUAGUCUAGUCAGUCCAGUGCCACUGAAAACGCCAAUUACCUGGACUGAGAAAAUGAACGUCAUGUUGUGCCGGGAAGUGGAUUACAUCAAUCCAUUUCAAUACAAAGAGCGAACAAAGGAAAGGGGGAAAUGCUGCGAAGAGGUGGCGGCCAAUCUACGUAAGCAUGGUAAUGAUGUGACGAAGAGAAGCGUAAGGGACAAGUUUAAGGCCUUGAGAGAUCAGGUAGUAAAACGGAAUAACAAAGAAGUGAGGGAAAGUGGUAUCGCCCCAGAUCCUAGCGACAUUAACAAGGAGCUAACUUAGCUUAUGGAGGACCUGGUGGAAUUGGAAAGUGAGCAAUAGUUUGAGACAACAGACAAACAGAAGGAGGCGAAGAAGAAACUGGAUGGGGUAGAGAUGAGGAAACGUGCAAUGGAGUCAUUCAGUGAGACAGACAAAAGGUUGAAGUCCGAGGAAGAAGACAAACAAAUGAGGAAGAGAAACACAGGAAGUGACGCUAGCCUGUUCUUGCUAAAGAAAUUGGAAAUGGACAGAGAAAUGAAAGAGCGGAAGUUGGAGCUGAAAAGGGAGGAGGCCCAGAGAAGGCAAGAGAAAGAAGAAAGAGAAGAGGAAAGAAGGAGACAAGAUGAAGAAAGAAGACGGGAGAAGGAAGAACGAGAGGAAGACAGAAGGAGGCGGGAUGAAGAAAUGAGGCGAGACAGGGAAGAAAGGGAGGAGACCAGAAGAAGAAGGGAUGAGGCAGACAGAGAGAAGAGGAUGGAGCUUUUACAGCAGCAGCUGAUGCAACAGAACCAAAUGAUUGUAAUGCUGCUAAAGAACAAACAUGAGAAGUAAUAUAAAGCCAUCAGAUGCAUAUUUCCAGUGUUGCUACGUACAGUUUUUCUCCUAUAGUGUCAUUCCGUGUCUGUUCAACAUGAUUUUGGACCCGACCCUCACAGAUGGUAAAGAUAUUUGGUGUGAUGAUUGGCCUAUUUGAAAACUCCCCC